This is a messenger RNA of Pocillopora verrucosa, 556 nucleotides long. Its product is annotated as histone H2B. Lineage: Eukaryota; Metazoa; Cnidaria; Anthozoa; Scleractinia; Pocilloporidae. The record is from RefSeq and is a predicted model, not a curated record. Gene Ontology annotation, molecular function: protein heterodimerization activity; structural constituent of chromatin; DNA binding. Gene Ontology annotation, cellular component: nucleosome.
GCAUCAAGUUGCCCGGUAUUGAAGUUACAACUGUUCUUCAGAUAUUAUGGCUCCCAAAGUUGCAGGAAAGAAAGGCGAGAAGAAAGCCGGAAAGGCAAAGGCAAUUGCUGCUGACGGAAAGAAGAAGAGGAGAGGAAAGAGAAGGGAAAGCUAUGCUAUCUACAUCUACAAAGUGUUGAAGCAAGUUCACCCCGACACUGGUAUCUCCAGCAAAGCCAUGGGCAUCAUGAACUCGUUCGUCAACGACAUCUUCGAGCGCAUUGCUACCGAAGCUUCUCGUCUCGCCCACUACAACAAGAAAUCGACUAUCAGCUCCCGUGAGAUCCAGACAGCCAUCAGGCUGCUUCUGCCCGGCGAACUGGCGAAACACGCCGUCAGUGAAGGAACAAAGGCUGUGACCAAGUACACUAGCAGCAAGUAAACUCACUUUGUGGGUUUCCCGCCAAAACAAACGGCUCCUUUAGGAGCCACCAAAUGUUAUGAAAGUCUGACCAACGUACGAACGUUGAAAGUUUUAAAAGUCGUAAAACAACAAUGCAUUUUAUCAUUCCUUCUA